GAGAUGCUUCGAACGCAUCUCAAUCACGUUGUGAAGCUGCACUGUUGUCAAGACAACAGGUAAACUAUAGCCUGUGGAAAAAUGGCGGAGCUGUUGAAAAUACAAAGCAAAGUUGACAAUUUCAGAAAGGAAUACUUCUUCAGAAACAGCCAAGCUGAGGAGAACAGACAAAGGGAAAACCAGGCCGCCACCCGGAUUCAGAGCUGGUUCAGAGCUUGCAAAGUGCAGGCUUACCUCAGUCACCUGCACAAGAAGGCAAUCAUUAUACAGAAGAUAUGGCGGGGCUUCACAGCAAGGGCACGUUUCAGACAAAUGGUGAAGGCGGCAUAUUUUAUCAUGAAGAUGAAUUUCUACGAGGAGAUGGCGGUCAGGAUCCAGCGGAGAUGGCGAGGAUUCUUUGUAAGGAAGUAUGUCCAUAACUUCUACGAACGCAAGAGGUAUCUGGAAGGACUGUCCUGGAAAAAUGAACUUGUCAGGAUGGAGCUGGCAGAAAUUGAGGACCUCCGGCGUAGAGAGAGACACUGUCUUGAUAUUGUGAAGGAGCAGACCGCCAAGGCCACCCAAGCCCACAGGUUCCACCACCUCCUCAGUACGAGUCAGCGCCCUGGGGUUUUCAACUCUCCAUUUAGGCCUGCUCCCCAUGAGAUGGAACUGCUGCUGAGGCAGGUCAAGUACCAGACCCCCACCAGGCGGCCCCGCAGGGAAAGGGCUUGUCCCUUGGGUGUGCCUGACCCAACCGCCUCAAGUUUCCCUGGGACUCCUCGACCCCCAUGGAUCGACAACACUGGAACUCACUGCUCCUCCGGGCCUUCUCUGCCCCCCAUUGCCAUCAAGAAACAGCAGGUUUGGUUGAGAGAGCCAGGGGCGGUGUGGGAGCAGCGUGUGCAUUGCCCCGACCUGAGGCUGCGUCUGCAGACCUCCUACACACACCUGGAGAAGGCCCAGAAUCAGCUUCGACAACGCCUGUCAGUCACAAUCCCCACUGGCACAUUAGGAACAGGAAGUAUACUCCACCAUCCGAGCCACAGCAGAAACUCUCCUAUUCAGUCAGCCGCCUCGAAGAGCUUCAGAUAGUGGAUUUACUUACUAACCCCGAGAGGAGCUGGUCAAGACAUUGUUGGCCACCUACGUCUUUGAUAAGUCUGCUCCUCCAAGGCUGGCAGCAUCGUGUGAAACACCUCCUUCUGGCCUCAGAAAAUGAAGAGAACUACAAAUAAAGAUGGCUGGUUGUAUGUACUAUAUUGUAUUUGCAUAGUGGGUAUUUUUGAGUCCAUGGGUUCGGUGUAGUCAGUUUGAGUUCACGUCUAUUUGGCUUUUUAUCAAAGAAAACACACUUUACAGUAUUCUACGGUCAGUAGUUUAUUUCCCAGAGUAUUUGUGAUUCGGAGUCACUGGAUGUUCAACAAAAUCAGGUCCAAUCUGACAACAACCACAAGUCACUAUGUGUUGAUUCUGUAUAAAAAAAUGUAAUGUGUUUCGAAAGAAACCGAAACAUCCAUUGGGUCCAUUGACUUUUCCAACAUGUGGUAUUACAGGAUCCAUUGAGUGAUUUCAACAUUCACGGAUUGUCAAAACAACAACAUGGUUAAUACAAAACAUUUCCUCAUCUCUGCAUCUCGUUUGGUCUGACCAACUACAAAUCAAAAAAGAACAAGAAAAACAUACAAUAUCAAAUUUGUGGUUAUUGAAACUUUUUUCCGCAAAAAAAACGUACAGAUGUAUAGCAUGUUCCUUUGUGCUGACAUUUUGAAAGACUUUAUUUCAAUUGCCAGUCAAAAUUAUUAAGACCAUCGCUGACCCUUUUCUGGUUGAGACGACUUCACAUGUCACCUCCUCGGGCUGCGCCCUGAGGCAGGACUCCGUCACAUACUCGACGGUUUUGAUCAUGAAGUACAAAGCGAGUCUGCCUCCAUCACUUUUUGGUCUCUGGCACCGACACGUGGCACAGAGGUUUCCAUCAUUUAAUCUACUUAAUUCUACGCUAAUUCGCUAACACAAACUUUGUCUCCGGUCCUUUCUUGUUUGCUUCCUCUCUUCUCCCCCUGUCCUCCGUGUUGCUGGCGUCCCCCCCGGGCCUGUGCUAUAAGGCGUGGAAUGGGAGCAUAGACAGAGCAUUUAGUAAUGGCUUCUUAAUGGGCUUGUCGACAGCCACAUUAGAGCGUACAGGCAGCGGGCGAGGCCGAGCAGCGAUAUGCCAAGCCAGAUGCCAUGCCAGCUGUGGCACUCCACUCUCUCACUUACGCUCUCAUUUGUAAUCACAUUUCUCAUACGGAUGGACGCCAUGUGCGUGAAGAAGAAAAAAAGGCAGACGCACAGGCAUGUCUCCUCCCAAUUCUGCUCAGUUGUUGGGAGCUGAUGACAUCAAUGGGGACGUUGUGGUGUUAAAAAGGAAAUGUAAACCGUGAUUGGUGGUCUGUGGAGGAACCUUUUAAGGAAAAUUGGGGUUUAUCUCAGAAAAUAAUGACUGUUAACAAAAGGAAAACAUCAACAAAGAUCUCACAAGCGGCUCAUAUAUAUACUUUUGAAUACAUGUUUUUAUUGUAUAGGAUUGUAUUCCUUUUGCUACACCGCUGCCUGCUUUCAGGAAUGGGACUCCCUGGACCUCCUGAGCCUCCUUCUGUAUGAGCAUUCAGCUGCAUUUGAAUUGUUUUAACAUGUGCUCAAGUGUCUUAAAUGUUAUGUACUACAGUCUCUGCCAGCACUCUGCUCAAGCCUGAGUCACUGUGGAGCAUCACGUCCGCCAAACUGAGAUACAUGUUCAUGCAAUAAAUGGUUCAAAUCUUCA
This is a messenger RNA of Gasterosteus aculeatus aculeatus (three-spined stickleback), 2785 nucleotides long. It is a transcript of the gene spata17, whose product is annotated as spermatogenesis associated 17. NCBI's taxonomy places the organism in Eukaryota, Metazoa, Chordata, Actinopteri, Perciformes, Gasterosteidae. Gene Ontology annotation, molecular function: calmodulin binding. The record is from RefSeq and is a predicted model, not a curated record. Gene Ontology annotation, biological process: mitotic cell cycle; establishment of meiotic spindle localization; spindle organization. Gene Ontology annotation, cellular component: spindle pole.